Messenger RNA from Parnassius mnemosyne (clouded apollo), 4340 nucleotides. The record is from the annotation of a GenBank genome assembly. Lineage: Eukaryota; Metazoa; Arthropoda; Insecta; Lepidoptera; Papilionidae.
GACAUUAUGUGGUCGGAACGCCGAAACGAUAGACUUUUACAGUUAAGAUUCCCAUGGCGUACAUAGUGUAUAGUUUUGCCAUAUUUUUUAUAGUUGCCUGGGUGUGUCUGUGGUUAAUUCACAUAAUAGCAUUAUCGUAUUCGAAAUGGAAAUUACACAGAACGGCGGACCGUUCACCGCCAGAGCAACCUUAUCCGGGAGUUUCAAUUCUUAAACCGUUAACAGGCGUCGACCCUAAUUUAUUCUCCAACUUGGAAACAUUUUUUACCCUUGACUACCCAAAUUACGAAGUGCUAUUUUGUGUUGAGAAUGAGCACGACCCUGCUGUAAUGCUGGUCAACAACUUAUUGCAUAAAUAUUCACAUAUUGAAGCACAGCUUUUCAUCGGUGGGAUGUGUGUCGGUGUUAAUCCUAAAAUUAACAACAUGCAACCGGCUUAUUUGGCGGCAAAACAUCCACUGAUACUGAUAAGCGACGCCAGCAUUCGUAUGCGAGACGAUACUCUGCUUGAUAUGGUGCAACAUUUGAAAGAUGACGUGGCGAUUGUUCAUCAAAUGCCUUUUACGUGUGAUGCAGAGGGAUUUGCCGGUGUUUACGAAAAGGUACACUUCGGUACUGCUCAGACUCGGAUGUACCUCUUUGCUGACUUUUUGGGAAUAACUUGUCAUGUUGGAAUGUCAUCGCUUAUACGACGAUGCGCUCUGGAGGAGACGGGCGGACUGGCAGCUUUUGGUGAAUAUCUUGCCGAGGAUUAUUUCAUGGCGAAAGAAGUGGUAUCACGUGGAUGGCGGAUGCGUGUGGCAUCCUUACCUGCGUUACAAAAUUCUGGAACGCGAUCGGUGGGUGCGUUACAGGCGAGACUGAUGCGCUGGGCGCGGUUGAGAAUCGCCAUGAUGCCUACUACCACGUUGCUUGAGCUCCUAAGUGAGUGCGUCCCACUUGGCGUGGGUGCUGCGUGGGCUGCUGGGCAGUUGUUCGGCGCAGAACCGUUACCGUUCUUCUUGGUGCAUGUGCUUGUGUGGUUCCUGUCUGACUGGUUGAUGCUCCGUUCAGUCCAGAAUGGAUCACCACCAUUUACCAAAGUGCAGUUCCUUCUUGGUUGGGUGUGGAGCGAGUGUUGUGCGCCAUUCGUUCUCGCGGUUGCUCUUCUAAGCCCUGAGAUCUCGUGGCGGACUCGGUGCUACCGUCUUGAGUGGGGCGGUCGUGCACAUGAGCUCAAACCCAAGUUCAAGGUUUGAGUAAAACCACUCAAUUUACAAAGGCUUUAAUUUGGUGAAUGUGGAUAGUUUUCUUUAUAUUGUUAUGUAUUUAUUGUCUGUAUAUAUGGAUGAGUGUUUAUUAUAUUAGCAUAAGAUUUUAUUUUAAUUGCUGUGUAUAAUUUUUGAAAACAAUGGUUAAUAAGUACAUGUUGUUUAUGUUUUGAAGAGUUUUGUAUGUUUAUAUACUCGUAGUUAAAAAAUGCGCGUUGUAUUCAAUUUUAGAAUAACAUAUUUAUCACCAUAUCACCGUCUGUAAUGCAAUUAAGAAACGGUUUUUGCAAUAGACAUUGGUGAUAUUUAAAGACUGCUUAGUGAUUAUUGUUUUCAUAAUACUCAGUGAUCAUCAUCAGUGAAUUAUCUUUAUCAGUAAUAAAACAUUGAAGUUCUAGGUUGGGCACUUCCAGUGUAAUGAAUCAUUUUGUUCAUUUAUUUCUAGUCAUUCACAAACAUUUGAUUUAGUCUUAUUUUUCUGUAAGGAAACAUGGCAAAAAUAUAAACAUUAUCUAUCUAUACAUAUGGUUACGUGCGGGAUGAGUAAAAAUGGAUGUAUUCUUCUAAAUCGCCAAGCUUCUUCGGUGAGGUGGUAGGUCGAUUACUCGUAGCUUUGCAAGUAGGGAAUUGAGGAUACCAGGCAUACCACGAAAUCACGGUAGAUGUCGAAUAUUCUUGUUUGCUACGUCUUCUCAUAAAUAUUCUUUUCACUAAACUAAAUCUAGAAAAAUGAGAAAAGUUUUGAUGGAUAAAAUUAUAAAACAAAAUGACAAAUUAACUGAUGCAUUUUUAUUAGAUAUUAAAGUUUUAGUCAACUAAACGUCUUCUGACGAUGAUAUUUUAUCUUUUUGUAUUAUGUGAAUUCGUUCAUAACAAAAAUAACAAGUAAAAGUAAUUUAAUAAUUUAAUGGACCUCAAAAUGUAUACGUGAUUCGAUUAACGCUUAAGACGACUGCUAACUCCUUUUAUGAAGUCGUUUAUAAAUCGAAAACCUUGUUAUUUAAACAAGGCAGCGAUUUGUGGCACCUUGAAUUACAUAAAACCAUAGAAGUAUUAGGCUAUUAUUACUUAUUAGGUUUUUUUUAAAGGAUAAGGGUGACAAACGAGCACACAGUCCACCUGAUGGUAAGUGGUUGCUGCGGCCCAUGGACAUCUACAUCUAUCCUCUGUUACAAAUCAAAAUGUUGAUGCGUUGUCACCCGUGAGGACUAAGAUGGAAUGCCUCAUUUCCAGUAAAAAAGGUGUAAUUCCUCUAAGCAUAAAACAUUUAGAUUCUGCCAAAUACAUUUUUUAGUUUUGCACUAGACCUUUGAUUUUUCACAAUUACAUUUUUACAGCCUUGCCCUCCAAAUGUAACUCAUCCAGCUAACUCUCGCAGUGACAGUUCAAUUUGUGGCAAUGAAUCUGUGAAUAUUGUACCUGCUUUUAGAACUGAUUUUCGAGGUAACCAAUCCUUUAAUGAACCAGCUGAAGUCCCAACUUUAAAGUUUAUUUUUAUCUAUUACUAUGCCUAAAAUAUUUUUGGAGACUAAUGGUCCUCGAUCAAAACAGUACCAUUGAUUUUAAAAUUCCCAAAUUUAACUAAACAAGCACAUUUCAUCUUCUCUGCACAUUUCACUUGAUUCUUAUUAGCUUAAUUUUAUUCUUGUAUUGCAGAUUUUUCUUUAAAACACAAGAAACAUAUAACUUUAGACCCAUAGCAUUCAUCUCCUAUUGUAUCACCAGAAAUUACACGUACAGGUUGAUUACAAUUUUAAUGUCAAUGACCGCUAUCGGAUUCAUUGCUAAAUACCUUAAAUAUCAACCGAUCUACUACAUUAUUGUCAGUGUCCACUGAACAUUCUCUCACUUGCACUUGCACGCUAUUAAUUUCCAUUUCAUUUUACGUCGCCAGAUGUUCUUCCCAGACUGCCAACUGCCCUGCAUCAUUCUUAUUUACUGGAUAUUUUGUCACUUGAACGCUUUGUACAUCCUAAUUAAAAGGUUCUUCCACAUCCACCAUUUCUACAUCAUUCCUCUUUGCUGAAUAUUCUGUCUCUUGUGUGCUUUCUAUAUCUUUAGUCAAAGCUUGUUUCACAUCAAUCACUUCUGAUGUAUCAUUCCUCUCUGUUGAACAUUCUAUCUCAUGUUGAAAGAAUGAAUGAGGAAAGAAUGACAAAGCAAAUUUAUGUUGCAGAGGUGAACGGCAGAGUCGGGAAGGGACGCCCUAGGAAAAAGUUUAUCGACCAAAUUGGCUAUAUAUUGAAAAUGGGCCAAAUUAAGAGUACGCUUAACGAACGAGCGUGUAUGCGUAGGUAGGUAUAUGGAUAUGGAGGAAGCGAGAGAGGUGUGUCAGGAUCGUGCCAAAUGGAAGUCCAUAUCUGCCUACCCCUCUGGGUGACAGGCGUGAGUGUUUGUUGUAUGUAUGUAAUAUAAUAAGUGGUAAAGCGUUCACUAAUCUUUUACAUAGUGCGUAAUACCGCGUAGUACUAUUAUUUAUUCUGUGAUACAACGUACACAAACAUAAUAUCGAAUUAUCUUAUUUAUCUAUAUCGUAAAACUGAUAAAACCUCGCCUGAUAGUCAGUGACUCAUUUUCCUGGUAUAAUUGAAGUAACCGUUCUUUGAAACAGUCUAAUGCUCGGUUUCUGAAGUACUUUUAUCGGCAGUUUAUCUAUUCGUUUUAAGAAAGUGCGUUUCCGAACUUCGCAAUGUUUAAACUCCGUUUAAACUUAGGUUAACUUAACUGACCAAUGUGUGCCGUUUAUCGGUUCCACAACUUUAUCACGUUUCAUUUCAAGCAAACUCCAUCAACUUUUAGUUUAUAACGUGAUAUUAUUAAAAUAAAUGACCAGUUAACGAUAUUGUUUAACGAUGCAAAUAAUUUAUUUUUUCUUAUUCAAAGAGUUAAAUACCUUUUUUUUGGCCAAGCCGGCCAGUUCAUCUGCAUUUUGAUUAUAAUUACGCUGCAACGUAGCUCUACAACGUUCUUUGUUAUUUAACAACAAUGCGCUUUUAUUUUUUUAAUGUGCCACUUAUAUAUUUUCUAACACAUCAAAAACUUGUUUUGAUAGAGCCUACAAAUUUUUAUUGUGUCACAAUUGUAACUGAU